ACAUGACGUUGGAUCGCUAUUAUUAAUUUUAUUAAUUAAUCCUAACCCACACCUCUAACAUUCCUCGGCUUUCCAUUUCCUUUGAACAUCUUCCUCCUCUGACUCUCUCUCUCUCUCUCUCUCCCCUUGAUUUUCAAGAUGAACGACCUGCUCACAGAUUCAUUUGUUGGUGAUGCCAAGGGUCAGCCUUCCAGAGAAAGCGAUAUCGAAAUGGGAACACGCGUCCCAGGGAACAACCCUGAUAUGGGAAUGGCUGCUUUCAAUAAAAAGGUAGAAGAGGCCGAGAAACAGGUGCAGAAAGUGUCCAUACUUCUUAAACAACUAAAGGAUGCUAAUGAGGAGUCAAAGUCUGUUACAAAAGCAUCCACCAUGAAAGCUAUUAAGAAGCGGAUGGAGAAAGAUAUUGAUGAAGUUGGAAAGAUUGCACGAAGUGUCAAAGGAAAACUAGAAGCAAUUAGCAAAGAAAACAUCGCCAAUCGACAAAAGCCUGGUUGUGAAAAGGGAACGGCUGUAGACAGAGCAAGGAUGAACAUGACAAAUUCCUUGAUGAAAAAGUUUAAGGACCUAAUGACAGAGUUUCAGACGCUUAGGCAGAGAAUCCAAGAUGAAUAUCGCGAGGUUGUGGAGAGACGAGUUGUUACAGUCACAGGAACUAGACCAGAUGAUGAGACAAUUGACCACCUGAUAGAAACUGGAAAUAGUGAGAAAAUCUUUCAGGAGGCAAUCCAUGAAAUGGGACGAGGACAGGUAGUAAAUACUGUUGAAGAAAUUCAGGAGAGACAUGAUGCUGUGAAAGAAAUUGAGAAAAAGUUGCUAGACUUGCAUCAGGUUUACCUUGAUAUGGCGGUAUUAGUCGAGGCUCAAGGAGAGAUCUUGGAUAACAUUGAAACCCAGGUUACAAAUGCAGUCGAACAUGUCCAAAGAGGGACAACUGUACUUCAAAGUGCAAAGAAAUUGCAGAAGAACUCCCGAAAAUGGAUGUGCAUUGCCAUUAUUAUUCUCUUAAUAAUAGUAGCUGUUAUAGUUGUUGGUGUCAUCCAACCUUGGAAGAGUGGCAAGGGAGCUUGAGUCGGCCCCCUUCUCUCUUGUCCAUGCGGUACCAGUAGUGAUAAUUUCCAAACCAUCUACGAUACUAAGCCGCCUGUGUUACAGCGGUUCUUACCUUUUGGUGUGCCUUUCUAUUUAUUUAUUUAUUUAUUGUUUUAAGUUGUUUUCAUGGUUGUGGUGUGCUUUGUGGAUGAAGGAUUUGGUACUCGUAAAUGGUGUAACUUCAUUGCUUGCUGAAAAAUGUUCUCUUAUUUUUUGCCCA
This is a messenger RNA of Carya illinoinensis, 1309 nucleotides long. Its product is annotated as syntaxin-132-like. Gene Ontology annotation, biological process: intracellular protein transport; vesicle fusion; exocytosis. Gene Ontology annotation, molecular function: SNARE binding; SNAP receptor activity. Gene Ontology annotation, cellular component: endomembrane system; plasma membrane; SNARE complex. Lineage: Eukaryota; Viridiplantae; Streptophyta; Magnoliopsida; Fagales; Juglandaceae. The transcript has 13 exons. Bases 139 to 1068 code for a protein of 309 amino acids. The record is from RefSeq and is a predicted model, not a curated record.